Molecule: messenger RNA, 1306 nt
Organism: Phytophthora infestans T30-4
Lineage: Eukaryota; Oomycota; Peronosporomycetes; Peronosporales; Peronosporaceae
Exons: 1
Coding region: 105-440 (111 amino acids)
Source: RefSeq, a predicted model, not a curated record
AGUCAGGUUGCAAACGUACUUAGUGUAGAACCAGAUAUCAAAUCCAAGUGAGAUAAAGCCAGAAGUUUGCAAAGAAAGAAAAGAACGCCACAAGCCCCAGCACUAUGACAAGCCAGUACAAGCGAGAGCUCACGAGGUUCAUGUCGUUUAAAGACGGCGUCACGUACAGCAACGAUCGCGUCUUCACGACAGCAGAGCUUCUUCAAGUAACACCUGGCCAUUUGUGCCACUGGAUGCACCAACAAGCGUACGGUGACCCCGAACCAGCUGAAGACAUGAAGCCAGUCUACCGGCGCUCAAGUACUCCUGAAUUCACCAAGAAAGCACUUUCUUCAUUUAUGCCGCGGGUCAAUACGUCCUGGGACCCUGUGACCGAGCGUGGGAACCCCACUCGCUCUGACGCUGUAAAUAAGUUGAUAAAGAAGGUAAAAAAAAUUUGAAGUUCGCCGAGAGGGGGCAAAUUCUCAAGCUCGCCGAGCUGUAGAAUAUAAUGAGUUCCUUAACUUGCUACAACUCAUUCGGGCUCAAUGGAAAUCAGAUGUAUCGGCGUACAUGGUGAGCAGUGUGCAGACACUCCAGUGGCAUAUCUGCGCUAGAAUUGACGAUAUGAUGAAACUACUUUUCACCAAACACGCAGUACAGCUCAACUUUACUACUGCAGAUGCGAUGGUCAAAAAUAUUAACGAGGAACGUGAUGCGCCGGAGCAGAUUGUCAUGGGCAGUAUGGACCCAAAAAUGUGUGCAUUGCUCAGCCUUGCUGUGUACAUUGAGUCAACGGCAAAUGUUUCGAGAUCGGAGUUUCUGUAUACCAACCCGAAGGAUGGUGAUCGUGUUGUGCGUCGCUUCUUGGCAAAUAAGGUGCAAAAGGACGGAUUUAAGAAGCUGAAGGCGGGAAAUAUUGGGACGCAUAGUCUUCGCAAAGGCGCCGCUACGAACGCGACCCGGAGCGGCAUUUCAAAGGACUUUGUAAGCCGGCGAGGGCGCUGGCGCACUAAAAGAGGCGUUGUUGAUAUCUACACAGACAACACACAGCCGUACCCAGAUGCCAAGACCGCUGCAGUACUCACUGGACCCGCAGGCCCAUGUUUUUAUACACUUCGACAAGGUAUCGGCGGUGUAACACCCGAGUUCCUUGUUGAUCAGAUCGAACCGACAGUGAAGCAAGUAAUGGGCGAGUCUAUUGCGGCUACGCAGGCAUUGCCAUUGUUAUGGGCGGCUUUGGAGCAACCAGAAGCGCAUGAAUACGCUUUAAUUUCAAGUAAUCUUCAGCAAAACAUUUUGCGUGCUUUCGCAAAUGUGGGUGGAA